AUGACCGUGGAAUAUAAUAAGUCUCAUUCUGUCCUAUCGACUAAGGAAAUUGUAGAAACUUUUGCUAAAAUGUACAAAGAUGGAAGACUGCUCGACGUUAUUGUGAUUGAAGAUGGAAGUCACAUACGUAUUAUAGAUAAGAUAAUUUCGCCGCCUUCGCUUUCUGAAAGGUUGAGAGCAGUGAGGUUCGCUGUUGUUAAAGAUGGAUAUCAUUCGUACGCCGUACUGUCCUUGCCAAAACAGUUAACCAAAGAAGCUAUCGACACUUCGCAAUGGAGAGUAGAUAGGACAGUGCUUGACCAGAAUUUGUAUUAUUCUAUGAUGAUCGAGGCUUUAUCUCUCAGUGAUCUCGUCACAUUCACUCACGAUUGCAACGCUCGUAUUCUCUCAGUUGGUCUUGGGGGUGGCACUAUCAAUGGGUUUCUGCAUCAAGGCUUUCCUAAGAUAAAUAUAACUGUGGUGGAAAUUAGCCGUCAAAUGGUGAAUAUGGCUAGGAAAUGGUUUGGUUUCGUUGAAGAUGACUAUCAUCGCGUCGUUGUAAGCGAUGGCGUUAAAUUCAUAGCUGAAGCAGUCAAGAAAGGAAAUGUCUUCGAUGCAAUCUUACUUGAUGCAUGCACAUCAGAUCCAGUGGAAGCAAUCAUUUGUCCUUAUGAGGCUUUCCUGAAUGAAGACGUUUUGAAAAGCAUUUCUUAUAUGCUUCCCAAACAAGGAAUAUUUGUUGUGAAUGCUCUUUCGAAGGAUAUGGAAGUCGACGAUGUUUAUCAAAUCCUAACUAUAAAAUUCAAAGCGUUUUUUGCUUAUUGCAAUCGCUUGCAGAGUCCCUUUACCUUCAAUCAGGUGAUCUAUUGUUCACAUCAACCUCGUGCACGAGAGCCUCCUGUCAACCUGCAACAACUUCUUAACAAAACUCUCACACAGUUUAAUACUGUAACUAUUCGGUACUAAGCAAGCAACUCACAUUUUACUUUUUGCACUCUGCAAAUUCUACAAUAUUUCGCAGCUUCUUGUGGUUCGAUAAACUUCAAAUUUCCUUGUCUGAUAGUAUGUUUACUUCGAACUCUGUAAAGAAUGUAGCCUAGGUGGGAGAAGAUUCUUUGCUAAAUAGACUCGUGUUCCACUUUCAUGGAUAAGCAAUCCUUACAGCAGACGGUUUGAUCAUUACUUAGGCGCCUAUGUGCGCACGAAUCGCAAGUGGGUAGAGGACUAUAUGUCACCGAAAGUGGGAGGGUCCUAUGCGGACAAUGCAG
Molecule: messenger RNA, 1247 nt
Organism: Cylicocyclus nassatus
Lineage: Eukaryota; Metazoa; Nematoda; Chromadorea; Rhabditida; Strongylidae
Source: the annotation of a GenBank genome assembly